CGGUGAGCCCCACAGGGUCGGAGCUGUCAGCCGGAGGGUCUCCAUUUUACUUUCGGGAGAUAAUAUCGGCCGUUCGGGCAGGGCCCAGGCGACCGACCGACUGCCCGCCACCCUCUGUCUCCUCACCUUCCCCGCCACACCCCUUCCCCGUUGGGCCGGCCGGAGUUUAAAUGGCAGCCGGGGCCCGACCAUGGAUAUCAAGACGGCAGUUUUCAACGCAGCUCGGGACGGCAAGUUGAAACUUAUGCAGAAGUUGCUGAACAACCGGAGCGCGGAGGAGCUGGAGGCGGUGACACUGGAGAAAACCAAUGGCGGCACCCCCCUGCUCAUCGCCUCCAGGUACGGCCACCUGCAGGUCGUCGACUACCUAAUGGAACACUGCAAGGCCAAGGUGGAGCUGGGCGGCUCGGUCAAUUUCGACGGGGAGACCAUCGAAGGGGCCCCGCCGCUGUGGGCAGCGUCGGCCGCCGGGCACCUGUCGGUGGUCCGGACCCUGCUGGAGCACGGGGCGUCCGUCAACAACACCACCCUGACCAACUCCACCCCACUGCGGGCCGCCUGCUUCGACGGCCACCUGGAGAUCGUCAAGUACCUCAUCGAGCACAGGGCGGACAUGGAAGUGGCGAACAGGCACGGGCAUACCUGCCUCAUGAUCUCAUGCUAUAAGGGGCACAAGGAGAUUGCCAAGUAUCUGCUGGAGAAGGGUGCGGAUGUGAAUAGGAAGAGUGUGAAGGGGAACACUGCUUUGCACGACUGCGCAGAGUCAGGCAGUCUGGAAAUAAUGAAAAUGCUGCUAAAAUGUGGGGCUAAGAUGGAAAAGGAUGGCUAUGGAAUGACCCCCUUACUUGCUGCCAGUGUCACAGGUCACAUGAAUAUUGUGGAGUUUCUUAUUAAUCACGUGCAGACCAAGAAGGAAGACCGAAUUGAUGCACUUGAACUAUUGGGAGCUACGUUUGUUGAUAAGAAAAGAGACUUGCUGGGAGCGAUGAAGUUUUGGAAGAGAGCAAUGGAGAAGAGGCACAGUGACAAAAGCAAAAUAGUUAAGAAGCCACAGGUGGGACAACUGGUGUUAGCUUAUGAUUAUGCCAAAGAGGUUACAACAUCUGAAGAGCUGGAAGCCUUGAUUACUGACCCAGAUGAGAUGAGGAUGCAAGCCUUGUUGAUCCGAGAGAGAAUUCUUGGUCCAUCCCAUCCAGACACUUCCUACUAUAUUCGUUAUCGAGGUGCAGUUUAUGCUGAUUCUGGAAACUUUGAAAGAUGCAUCAAUUUGUGGAAAUAUGCAUUGGAUAUGCAGCAGAACAAUUUAGACCCACUGAGCCCUAUGACUGCCAGUAGUUUGCUCUCCUUUGCUGAGCUUUUUUCUUUUGUCCUGCAAGACCGUCCAAAAGGCACCCUGGCCAUGAAAGUAUCUUUCACUGAUCUUAUGGGCAUCUUGUGUAAAAGUGUCCGUGAAGUUGAACGAGCAGUGAAUCAGCGGGAGAACCCACCUGAUGUUGCACAAUUCACAAAAGCUUUAUCUAUUAUUUUACACUUGAUUUCCUUGUUAGAAAAGGUAGAAUGUAGCCCUGAUCAGGAACAUUACAAGAAGCAAACCAUCUAUCGGCUUUUGAAGCUGAACCCAAGAGGAAAGGGUGGAUUUACCCCGUUACAUCUAGCAGUUGACAAGGACACAACAUCAGUUGGCCGUUAUCCAGUUUGCAAGUUCCCUUCGUUGCAAGUGACCUCGGUACUGCUGGAAUGUGGUGCUGACGUUGACUCAAGAGAUUAUGAGAACAACACUCCUCUACAUAUAGCUGCAUUCAACAACAAUCUUGAUAUUAUGAACAUGUUAAUUGACACCGGUGCACAUUUUGAUGCCACCAAUUCUUCCAAGAAAACUGCUUGGGAUUUGUUGGAUGAAAAGAAGAUGGCCAAGAAUUUGAUUCAACCCAUCAACCACAUCACUCUGCAGUGCCUUGCUGCUCGUGCUGUUGAAAAACAUAAGGUCAUUUACAAAGGAUUAAUUCCAGAAGAACUGGAUGCUUUCAUUCAACUACAUUGAAGUGCUAAAUUAAGUCUUUAUAAAAUUGGUUCACAUGGGGAUUGAACAACUCACUGACAUAAAUAUGACAGACACUUCAGUGAGAUUAAAAUCAGUCCGCCUCCUGAAGGGCUAUUUCAAUCUUAUAGGGCUAAGACCACAGAACAAACAAAAUUUAGUCUUGCAGAAUAUAUGCUGGUUGCUAUCUGCUCUGUUGUCCAUUCUGAAUUAUACCAAAAGACCAGAUGUUUGGGUGAAGGGAAUUCUAAUUCAUUUAGAGAAAAUUAGUUAAUAAUCUGCAAUUUUUAAAAAGUCUUAUAAACUCUUCACUUAAUUUCCCUGUUGCACCACUGCUGCCUCCCUGACUGAAUGGAUCACAGCUCAUACCAUUUUGUUUUGUGGAUUUUUAAGUUCUACGCACAGCAUUUCCUCAGCUGUACUUCAUUAUUGUAGGAAAAUUAAAUUUUAACACACCCAAUAAAUCCGGUGGCACCUGUGCAUUUCAGCUGCUUUUUAAGAUUCAGCAAAUAAAAUAUCCACUAAGUGCAACAAGGUCCAAAGAACAUGCACGAGUGUGAGUUACAUUUUAAAUUUCAAUAUGGUAUAGGUUACCAAAAUGAAACACGUCAUAGACUCGAUAGAACAUCAGGGUAAAGAUCUAUCAGUAUCUCCUGACCACUAUAAAGUGGAAAUAACAUCAGAGCUGGAAACAAGCAGUGUGCUGUUCUAUGUCAGAUGUCUGUUAAUUUCAGAUUCCUAUCAAUCUAUUGAGUUGCAUCAUUUACUGUCCCAACAUUAGACAUGGUUUCCGAGUUAUGUACACUGAUGUUAUAAUAAAUCUUCAGAACGCUUGACAAUUUUGGUAGACAGCGUUUAGUAAAUCUAGAUUCUACUUUUAUUGGUAGGCCUAAGAACUAGUUUGUUAAACCUGUGGGCUUAUUUUACCUUCAAAUAUUACUGUAAUGUUGAAAUCAUUUGUAACCUAAUGAUUUUAACAUUAUGCUCUUCAGCAUUGAAAAAUCUUCUGUUUGAAACAUUUCUUUUGAGAUGGAGUUUAUGAAGGAUUCUUCAAUGGUUAGGCAGAGGGAUGAAACAAUGGAAAGAAGUUAUAGGCACUUUGAAAGUCCUCUUCAGUAAAUAUUUAGAAAGUUCUAAUGUUUGGUGGAUAUGUCCUACCUACUUACUUCUGUCCAUGAUUUUCAUAAAAGUGUAGAUUUUUACAAUUUUUGUAUUUUAUUUUUAAACAAUUGGAACUGAAUUGGGUACCCUCCCUGCGGCUGAUGGACUUUGUUCACUGCCUUUUGGCACCAAUGUCUCACUUUUUACUGAAACAUUGAAGUGACAUCAGUCCUAAAUUCCAAGAAUUGAUCAAGAAUAUUUUUAAAAAUUGAGGUUCACUAUUGUAGCUAAGCUGAUCUUUCAGAAAAUAUCAUACUCCACUCAAAGCAACUAAUACUUAAAACAAUUCACUUUGGACAGGAUCAUCCCUUGUUUUUACAAAUAACUUCAUUUGUAUGAGCAAGCUUCUAGACCGUAGAACGUUACUCUUCGGCUCUCCAUGUUGCACCACCCUGUGAUAACAAUCUGAAGCCGAUCUAACCUACACUAUUCCAUUCUCAUCGAUUAUGCCUAACCAAUGACCAUGUAAAUGCCCGUAAAGUUGGCAAUUCUACAAUUGUUGCAGGCAGUGUGUUCCACAUCCCUACUACUCUUGAGUUAAGAAACUAUCUUCAAUCACCCUAACAGCCUUCACAUCUCAUUCUAACAUCAGCUGCCUUUUUCCUUUUGACAAGAGAUUCAACUUUCUUAGUAAACCAUGCUCCUGUGCUCAACAACACUCUCCCUGUCUGACAGGUACAUACUUAUCAAGGACACAUAGUAGCUGUUCCUUGAAUAAACUCCACGUUUCUUUUGUGCCCAUUCCCUGCAGUUUCUUACGCUAUCCUAAAUCUUGUCUAAUUGCCUUUCCCCCAGCUGUAGCUCUUGCUGUCUGAUGUGUACCUAUCCCCUUCCAGGGACUAACCGUUUUGGUUAUAAGGUCUAACUCUCAACUUGAACCUUUGGCAUCAGUGAAGGGUACAUGGCUAUUAGAAAGCAGACAUGUUUGUUUGAAUUCAGUAAUGCAUCCAAUUAUUUUUGUACUUGCCCUGCAUCCACGUAGUCAGUCUUUAGAUAUUACCCAUCACAAAUAUAUACACACCUUUUUGUUUUUGCUCUGUUGUCACAAAAACAUCAAAAGGCUAUACAAACUAGAUUUAAGUCAAGAUUAGAGUGGUGCUGGAAAAGCACAGCAGGUCAGGCAGCAUCCGAGGAGCAGGAAAGUCAACGUUUUGGGCAAAAGCCGUUUGUCAGGCCUGAGGCUGAGUGCCUCAGGGUUGGAGAGAUAAGUGUGUGGGGGAUGGGGCUAGGGAGAAGGUAGCUAAGAGUCCAACAGGUGGAUGGAGGUGGGGGUAAACGUGAUAGGUCAGAGAGGUGGUUACAGUGGAUAGGUGGGAAGGAAGAUUGACAGAUGGGACAGAUCACGAGGACAGUGCUAAGCUGGAAGGUUGGAACUGGGUUAUAGUGGGGGGAGGGGAAAUGAGAAAGCUGGUGAAGUCCACAUUGAUGCCCUGGGAUUGAAGGGUCCUGAGGCAGAAGAUGAGGCGUUCUUCCUCCAGGCUUCAGGUGGUGAGGGAGUGGUGAUGGAGGAGACCCAGGACCUGCACGCCCUCGGCAGACUUGGAGUCGGGGGUGAAAUGUUCAGCCACAGGGUGUUGGGGUUGAUUGUCUCCAGGACACCCGCACCAUUCUCUGAAGCGCUCUGCGAGGAAGUGUCUGGUCUCCCCAAUGUAGAGGAGACCGAAAACUAGAUUUAAGUUGUUUACUGCAAAUGACAAUUAGCAGCCUGAACACUUCACUCGGUAUUUCACCAAACUGUAACCCUUUGAUGAUUUAGAACAUUUGGAAAGGAAGUGGCCAUGCAAUUUCAGUUUCGUGAUUUGCGAAUGUUCAGAAGAAAAAAACGUUCAAAUGAAUGUGUUGUAACAGCAGUGAAUUGCAAUAAAAAAAGCAAGGAAAAUGUUUUGUCACAGGCACAAACAGAGCAGAUACCGUUUUUGGGUAUAUAACAUCUUUUGAAGCUUGCACGUUUGUUAACUGCAAAAAGCGUUUUUCUUCGCACUGGAUAUGUUUGUCAUUUGACCUUUAUGAACAGCCUUGUGGCUCAAUAGAUCAGUUGUUCUCUGAAAAAGUGAAACAGAUGUGUGUGGGUUUUAUUUUAGUGUAAAAGUGUAACUAUAGUUACAAUAAAGACAUUUUAAUUUUAAAGGAAGGCAGAGAUUUUAAACACUGUUGUAAAUACUUGGAAUGUUAAAGGCACUAUGUAUAGAUCUAAUUUGUUCUAAUAGGGCUUUAUUUUAUGGGGAUCUUGCACUGUGUGACUGCAUGUUUUCACACAUGCACAAGAAUGCUAAUAUCGAUACCUUUUUCAGAAUACUCUUAAAUGUAGCUUUUGGAACCUAUUUAUUUUAGCACAUUCUUUGCCCAGAGUUUACACUCAAUUGUUUGGCUUGAAGAGUAUUAAAUGUAAAUUGCUGCUGAGCUACACUUGUGACUGUGUGGCACUUAUAAUAAAUGUAUAUCUAAAACCAGCUGAUUUAGAAAACUAAUUAUUCAUGCCUUAAAAACAAAUGAUAAAUCUAGGAAAAGGAUACCUAUAGAUCAUAUUAGGAAGGAAAGACCAGAGCUAGGGAGUUGAACUUUAGGAUUUCACAAAUGUUUAUGGAAGAAGUCGAUGCCUCCUUGACUUCAACGGGAGAAGAAAGCAAAACAAGUUCACAAACAAUGACCAUCACAUCAAUUUUGUAAAAUGAUUAAAAAUGUUAACACUCUAGUCCCUCCAGACAUUAAAUGGAGAAUUCAGUAGUGCCUCAUUAUAUGGUGAUCAGUGCUAAAAUGUUGGAUGGAUAGUGUUCUAAUAAUUAGCAGAAUAAAGGUAUAUAUUUAUAAUGUCAGAAGAAUUGAACUUGCUAGUAACUUUAGCAACAGAGACUCUAAAAUCUGGAUAAUGGAAGAUACAAGGAUCUAUUCUCUUGUUUUUGAAUGCCUCUGUUCUUAAGCCAUCAACUCUUUGUAAAGUCUUCCAGUCCCAUCACCCUCCAACUUACCUGGUCUCUAAGCAUCCACAAUUUUAACUGCUUCCUUGGUAGCUUCAAAUUCAGAUAGUUAGGUCCGAGGAUUGAGAGUUCCCUCUUAUAAAAUCCCUUCUGUUUCUCAUUGUACUUCCUUUAAGGGAGGAUUCCUUUACCCUUUUGAUCAAACUUUUGAUUAUCUCUUCUAAUAUCCCAUGUUCUGACAUCCACGUGGAAGUGCCUUACAACACAGUGAUAAAAGACGUACAGUACAGAAGCAGACUGUUCAAUCCAACUCAUCCAUGCCAUGACAAAGCUUUCCAAACUAAACUAGACCCACUUGCCUACGUUUGGCCCAGAUCCCUGUAAACCUUUCCUAUUCAUGUACCUGUCCAACAAGCUUUUAAAUAUUGUAACUGUACUUGCCUCUACCACUUUCUUUGGCAGUUCAUUCUGCACACAAACCAUCCUUUGUGUGAAAACAUUGUCCUUCAGGUCCCUUGUAAGUCUUUCUCCUCUUGCCGUAAAAAAAUAUUUUAGGUGAAAGGUGCUGUAUAAAUUUGUUGUUGGAAAACUCAGGCUACCCUUAAAGGUGGUAAUUGGUCGCUUUGAAUAAAAAGGACUUUGCAUCUUCAACCAUUCACUACUUGAACUUUUUCACUGGCAUUCUCCCCUAUAUAGUUUUCAAUUCAAAGAAAUAUAGAAGCAGGAGUAGGCCAUUUGAGUCUGCUUCACCCUUUAAUAUGAACAUGACUGAUUAUCCAAAUCAAUAUUCUGUUCCUGCUUUCUCUCUGUACCCUUUUUAAAAAAACUAACUCCUUAUUGAAAAAUAUUCAAUGUUUUGGUUUCAGUUGCUUUCUGUGGCAGAGAAUCUCACAGACUCAAUACUCUUGUCGGUUAAGAAAAUUCUCAUCUCAGUUCUAAAUGGCCUGUCUCAUGUCCUUAGACUGUAACUCCUACUUUUGGACUCCACAGUAGGGAGGCAAUGGCCCAAUGGUAUUAUCGCUGGCCUGUUAAUCCAGAGACCAGAUAAUGUUCUGGGCACCUGGGUUUGAAUCCUGCUACAGUAAAUGGUGGAAGUUGAACUCAAUUUUUAAAAGAAUCUGAAUUAACAGUCUAGUGAACAUGAAUUCAUUAUCAAUUAUCAGAAAAACCCAUCUGGUGCACUAAUGUCCUUUAGGGAAGGAAACUGCCAUCCUUACCUGGUCUGACCUACAUGUGAUUCCAGACCCACAGCAAUGUGGUUAACUCAACUGUCCUCUGGGCAAUUAGGAAUGGGCAAUAAAUGCUGGCCUAACUAGUGAUGCCCUCAUCCUGUGAAUUUUUUUUUAAAAAGUCAACAAGAACAUCCUUCCUGUGUUUCCCCUGUCUAAUCCUGUUAAGAGUUUUAAAGGCUUCAACAAGAUAACUCCUCAUUCUUCAAAUUCCCAGAUAUAGUCCCACUUCAAACAUCAGUCUUGUCAUCCCAAGAAUCCUUCUGGUAAACCUUUGUAGCCAGAAUAUACUUCCUCAGGUAAGGAAAUCAAAACUGUACACAAUACUCCAUGUGGUCUCAUCAAUAACUUGUACAAUUGCAACAAGAUAUCCCUGCUCCUGUAGUCAAAUCCUUUUGCCUUGAAGGCCAACAUCCCAUUUACAUUCCUCCCUAUCUUCAUGCUGACAAGGAUACCCAGAUCUCACUACAUGUCCCCCUUUCCUAAUCUAUCAGCAGUUACAACAUAAUCCCCCUUUCCUAAUCUAUCAGCAGUUACAACAUAAUCUGCCACCUUGUUUUUGCUUGCAAACUGGAUAACCUCACAUUUAGCUAUAUUAUAUUUAUCUAUUACGCAGUUGCCAACUCACUUGUCCAAUUCACACUGCAGCAUCUUUGCUGCAUCCUCAUAGUUCACCAUCCAACCCAGCUUUGUGUCUUUCGAAAACUUGGGAGAUUUACAUUUAGUUCUCCUUAUUUAUAUUGUGAAUAGCCUAGGUCCAAGUACUGAUCCCUGUGAUCACUGCCUGUCACUUGGGAGGAAAAGACCUAUUUAUUCCUCCUCUUUGUUUCCUGUCUGCCAACAAAUUCUCCAACUGUGACAUGGCACUAUCCCCAAUUCCAUCCUCUUUAUUUUACAUGAUAUUUCUCUUAUGUGAGACCUCAAUGAAAAUGGCCUGAAAGUCCAAGCACAUGCAUUGACUCGCCCUCAUCAACUCUACUAGUUACAUCCUCAAAAUUCCAAUAUAUUUGUCAAGCAUUAUUUCCCUUCCAUAAAUCAGAACUGACUGUCCAAUCCUGUCACUGUUUCGAAGCUGCUUUAAUUCAUAGUACCCCAGCGUUUUAAGCGGAAGUGUUCAGGUCCAUUUUAACUCCUUAUCCCUUGGAUUAACUGGUCAUUCAGAUUGAGGAAAUGGCAGUGACAAUGCACAAAUAUUUUGUUUGUACAGUGUAAUACAAUAAGUUGCAUGGUGUAAAGAAAGUGCAACCCUUUGCUUAUAAAAAAAAGGAAAUUAAGGUAAGCCCACAUAAAACAUUAAUCUCUCUUUCUUCUUCCAGUCAUUCCUUGAGCUUCAGUUGCUUCUAGUUGUUUCCUUUAAAUUUCAGAUACACUUUGACCUUGAGAAUAUCAACAUGCAUAAAUUUGACCCAUUCAGUCUGAAAUGUGUCUCUUCAUUAUUCUAGUAGAAGUGUCUAACUAAACGUUAAAUGCUUGUAACUAUCCCACAACUUCAAGACCACAAUUUUCUGGCUGUUUGUACCACAGUAGCAGGGAGCAUUUCCCCUACACAUGCAAUCACAAUGUCAGUGUCAGAGUGGCAGCUGCUGCAUUAAACAAGUUGGCUUGAUGCAGACUAAUAAUACUGUGUUGUCUUUAACCAAAUGCAAUUUCCUUUUGGUACUUGAACUACCAUUUAUCCACUGUUCCCUUUAAAAUAUGCUUUUGACAGCCAAUGAAGAAAUAUAACCAAAACUUUUAAGUAAACGAGAGGAAAACUGAUCAUAAAAUGUUUAGAUAAAAAGAAAAAAACAAAACAAUUUGAAAACUGAAAUUUAUUAGCUCAUAGAGGAUUUGAAACAAUACCACUGAGAUUAAGAGUUUGACCAUUAUCCAACUGAAGCUAAGUUUUCUGGGCUUCCCGGACAAAGUCUCAAAUGACUGGGUAAAAAUGAGCAUAUAAAUAAACUCAUACAUUUGUUUAUUUUUCAUGGGCUUAUUUAUUCAGAUUAAUACAUAUUCUCUGGGGAAUGGGGCUGUUGAUUUCUCAAUGUGUAGUCAUUUCU
Messenger RNA from Hemiscyllium ocellatum (epaulette shark), 9385 nucleotides. Its product is annotated as protein fem-1 homolog C-like. Lineage: Eukaryota; Metazoa; Chordata; Chondrichthyes; Orectolobiformes; Hemiscylliidae. The record is from RefSeq and is a predicted model, not a curated record. Gene Ontology annotation, molecular function: protein binding. Bases 191 to 2041 code for a protein of 616 amino acids. The transcript has a single exon.